Molecule: messenger RNA, 2208 nt
Organism: Cordyceps militaris CM01
Lineage: Eukaryota; Fungi; Ascomycota; Sordariomycetes; Hypocreales; Cordycipitaceae
Product: eukaryotic ribosome biogenesis protein 1
Exons: 2
Coding region: 1-2208 (735 amino acids)
Biological process (GO): ribosome biogenesis; maturation of LSU-rRNA from tricistronic rRNA transcript (SSU-rRNA, 5.8S rRNA, LSU-rRNA)
Cellular component (GO): preribosome, large subunit precursor; PeBoW complex
Molecular function (GO): ribonucleoprotein complex binding; protein binding
Source: RefSeq, a predicted model, not a curated record
AUGGCUCGCUCGGCGCCGAAACGAAAAAAUCCAUCGGACAUUGACGUGUCUGAUGACGAAUUCAAAGGCCAUCUUGAGGGUAUUUUGUCACAGAGCGAAGACGAAGACGGCGACUUUGACGAAUCAGACGGUGAACCGGAACUCGACGCUGGAUCGAGCGACGAUCUGCCCGAAGACCCCGACGAGGAUGAGGAGCCCAGUGAAAAUGGCCAAGAUAACAAGGAGCGACCAUACAGAGUUGCGACGGACGCAAAUGGCGGAGUGCGCUACGAGUACGAAGAAAUUGACCCUGUCUACGAUAGCGACGACAGCGACGCCCAAGGCCCCGUCAACACGAUUGGGGACAUUCCGCUGUCCUUCUACGACUCAUACCCUCACAUCGGAUACGAUAUCAAUGGCAAGAAGAUCAUGCGCCCCGCCACUGGCGAGGCGCUGGAUGCUCUCCUCGAUAGUAUCGAGCUGCCCAAAGGCUGGACCGGCCUGACGGACCCGGAGACUGGUAAGCCACUGAACCUGAGCCAGGACGAGCUUGAGCUGCUCCGAAAGCUCCAGAUGAACGAGAUGCCAGAGGAAGGAUACGAUCCAUAUCCCGACAUGGUACCUUACUUUACCAGCAUUGAGGAGAAAAUGCCGCUGAGCGCAGCACCGGAACCAAAGAGACGAUUUAUCCCCUCCAAGCACGAGGCUAAGCGUGUCGCCCAGUUGGUGCGUGCGAUCAAAGCGGGCAGGAUCCUACCGUACAGGCCUCCGGAGGAGAGGGACAGCGCCGAGGAGGAGACCUACUACGACAUCUGGGCCAACGAGGAGUCCCGUGAUAGAGGUGUCAUGCACAUCCCGGCGCCCAAGCUGGCGCCCCCGGGAUACGAUCUCAGCUACAACCCGCCGCCCGAGUACCUGCCGACCAACGAGGAGAGGCAAGCCUGGGAGGACCAGGACCCUGAAGAGAGAGAGAAAGAAUACGUGCCCCAAAAGUACGACGCCCUUCGGAGGGUACCAGGAUAUGGCGAGUUUGUCAAGGAGCGGUUCGAGCGCUGCCUGGAUCUCUACCUGGCACCUCGCGUCCGUAAGAACAGGCUCAAUAUCGACCCCAACUCUCUUCUCCCCAAACUGCCGCGCCCUGAAGAGCUCAAGCCUUUCCCUUCGCUAUGCCAGACCAUAUUUCGAGGGCAUGACGACCGCGUGCGCACUGUGGCUUUCAGCCCCGACGGCGAAUGGAUUGCCUCCGGUGGUGACGACGGUACGGUUCGCGUCUGGGCCCUGAACGGCCAUCAGGAAUGGUCGGCCAAGCUCAGCUCCGAGGAACCUGUCCAGGUGGUCCGAUGGCGCCCGGUGAAGGAUACGUUUAUUCUCGCUGCGGCCGCGGGUGAGGAUAUCUUCUUUGCCUGCCCCCCGCUGGCCAGCGAUGCUGUCGAAAAGGCCAGUCGAGAUGUGCUAGACGCGGGAUUCGGCUACGCUGCCGGCGGCGCCCAGCAAAACGCAGCCUACGUCAAGAAAGAGGGACCGGCCAAGUGGGCGCGACCCGGAUCCAAGCUGGAGAAUCUUGGGGUCUUGCUCAAGACCACAGUCCGGUCCGUGAUCAAGACCAUCGACUGGCACCGACGAGGCGAUUUCUUGUGUACCGUCUCUCCGACGGGCCAGCGCAGUUCCGUCGCCAUUCACACCCUCUCGAAGCAUCUCAGCCAGAUUCCAUUCCGUCGACUGCCUGGUCUGGCGCAGACGGCCCAUUUCCACCCUUUGCGUCCUCUCUUCUUCGUCGCGACGCAACGUAUGAUUCGCUGCUACGACCUGCAGAGACAAGAGCUUGUCAAGGUCGUGCAACCGGGCGCCCGUUGGAUCUCGUCCUUUGAUAUUCACCCGGGUGGCGACAACCUGAUUGUUGGUUCUUACGAUCGACGUCUGCUGUGGCAUGACAUGGACCUCUCGAGCAGGCCGUACAAGACGAUGCGGUUCCACGCCGAAGCCAUUCGCGCUGUCAAGUACCACCGCUCGCUACCGCUCUUUGCGGAUGCCAGCGACGACGGCUCUCUGCAAAUCUUCCAUGGCAAGGUAGUAAGCGAUUUGAUGGAAAACGCGACCAUUGUUCCGGUCAAGAUGCUCAAAGGUCACCGCGUCGUCAGCAAACUUGGUGUCAUGGAUGUCGACUGGCACCCCAAGCAUCCCUGGUGCAUCAGCGCCGGCGCAGAUGGUACGUGUAGACUUUGGGCGUGA